AAGAGGCGAGCGGAGGCGAAGGCUCGCGGCGCUUCUCCCGUGCAGGGCGGGCGGCCCCGGCAGGCAAGUGGCAGCGGGACGCGGCUCCCGCCGCCGCCGCAGCCCCUUCCCGCGGGCAGCGCCGCCGCCCUCGCUCACCGCCGCAUGCCGCGCCCCCCGCCGCCGCCCGGCUCCCCCCGGGCCCGCCGCGCUCCGCCACCGGGGCCCCCGCCCGGCCCGACCGCGACCUCGGCGGCCGGCGGCGAGACCCCGGGGGCGGCCGGCUGGGGGAGAGCAGGGGGCGAGAGGCGGCUCCGCUCCGCUCCGCUCCGCCCGGCGGGAGCCCCGCACCGGCCGGACACGGAGCUUCCCGGGGCGGAGGCGCUGCCGCUCGCCCGCCGGCGCGGAAAGUGGCUCGGCGGCGGCGGCGGGCGGAGGUUAUUUUGGGAGUGCCUUGGGAUUGAAGGCCGUUCAGACAGGGCUGAUGGCUCAUUUCUUUCUCUGUGGUGGAAAGGUCAGGCUGCUGCAGGUGCCCUUUCAGCUGGAAAGCUGCAGUGUUAAUUGAAAUACUGGAAGACAGAAUAUGGGCAAACCUUUUGUGAAGACUACUUGAUUCUCAAUCCCCUGGAAUGAGUCUCUAGCAAGUCUUUGUAGUUCAUUAGCUGCUGGGUUUUGGAAUUAUCAUCUGCCCCUCAGCCUAAUAGCAUUUGGAAUUAGAGCUGAAGAUCCCAGAUCCUGGAGCAUGGACUAACAUAAUUGAGAACCACUUGCCUCAUAUCACCCAUGAGUCUAUGUUUGCAGCAGAGGAAGGAUUUAAAACAGUGUCAUCAACAAGCAACAAGCCACUGGUUAACAGAGAGAACGAAAAAUAAAUUCCCUGAAAAUAAUGAAAUAUUUUCCAAACCUUUUAUUUGUGAAUCCAUAUUGCUUUAGAUAAAGAAUCAAGCUGACAAGUGGCCCAUUUUAAAUAAGAGAGAGAAAAAAGCCUGCAGAGGUGUAUUCACUCACUUUUAAGGGCAGAAACUCCCAGAAAAUCCAAGAGCUGCAAAAAUCAGAUCUGCCAAAAUCUCUGACUUUUGGAGUUAAGCUACGGUUACAGAAAUAGGUAAUUUAUUUCUAGUAUUUUUAUCACUAAUGUAUUCACAUCUCUGCUCUCAUAUGUGGAAUAUAUAUUAGAUUCAUAAAAAUGAAUUGAAAUUUACUAUUUCCUGGAUUAUCUUAUUCCAGUUAAACCCUUGAUUCAUAAGGCAAUUGCUGAAGAUAAAUAGAACUUCAUGAAUUGUUCAUAAACUGCACAAAUUCACAAGUUAGAGAUGAAAAAUGUAAGCCACACAACCCUUCAUCUGUAGGCCACAAAUUCCAGUCCAGGUUUGAGAUCAGCAGCGCCCAAGAUCCAUUUUCAUCUUAUCACCUGAAGGCUUUCUGGUAGCAUUUGUGAACUCAGUUUGUUCCCUCAGCUCCAUCUUUACAGAAUAAGUGGCCACAUAAAUAAUUCACUGGAACUUGUCAGAAACAAGAAGUUGUGAAAUGUAAAGUCCCCUCCAUCCAUCCAGCUGUAUAAGCAGCACACAGGAGCUAAUUUUCUAACCUUUCACUAAGCUUUGCAUGGAACUAGACACAGAGGAGUUCUUGCACAUUUUUAAUAAACUAAAGCUCCUCAAAUAUCAAUUCUUUCUAAUAAUAGGCUCCCUAGAAAUACCACUUUUGAGGUUUUUCUGUUCUUUAUUGCAGAAUUAUUAGGAAAACCUUCUCACAGGGACCUUUGGCUGUGCAACUCUUACAAAAAAA
Poecile atricapillus (Black-capped chickadee) is the source of this 1767-nucleotide messenger RNA. Its product is annotated as vasodilator-stimulated phosphoprotein-like. The transcript has 3 exons. The record is from RefSeq and is a predicted model, not a curated record. Lineage: Eukaryota; Metazoa; Chordata; Aves; Passeriformes; Paridae. The coding region runs from base 145 to 540 and encodes 131 amino acids.